AUGAUCCUUUACAGUCCUCUCUUCUCAUCACCCAUUAGGCCACGUGGCAUCACUUCUUCUUCUCCGACCCCCCGAGUCAACUCGGAUGCUUCGGACUCGUUCUGUCCGAGCGGCUUAUGUUCUUGCGGCAGAAGACGCCUCAUCGAAGCAGCAGUCGCCACUUCUUUAUUCCCGGUUUUCCCUUCCACCUCCGUCGCUUCCAAAUUGCAGUCCGAUGAUUAUACGGCCACAUUGAGGAAAGUACACCCUCCUAGACCAGACUGGUACGAAGAGUUGUAUGCGUCAGUGUUGAACAAGGGCAUGCGAACUUAUGAAGACGAGAUUGCAGGUUGCAAGUCGGAGCUGUUUGCUAGGUUGAAGGGAAAUGCUGAGCGAGUAUUGGAAAUUGGUAUAGGGACUGGUCCGAAUUUAAGAUACUACAGUGCCGAUGAUGGUGUCCGAGUUUUUGGUGUGGAUCCUAAUAGAAAGAUGGAAAGAUACGCUCAGGCUGCGGCCGUGGCUGCUGGUUUGCCCCUUUCGAACUUCGAGUUUAUACAAGCAGUUGGGGAGGCCAUACCAUUAGAUGAUGCUUCUGUUGAUGCAGUUGUUGGAACCCUAGUAUUGUGUUCUGUAAAAGAUGUCGAUAAGACUCUAAAGGAGAUUAAGAGAGUGCUGAGACCAGGUGGACUCUACUUGUUUGUGGAGCAUGUGGCUGCAAAAGAUGGGACACCCCUCAGAUUUAUACAGAGUGUUCUUGAUCCCUUGCAACAAACUCUUGCCGAUGGAUGUCAUCUCACCCGGGAAACAGGAACCAAUAUAUCACGAUCCGGCUUCUCAGGCGUUGAGCUUAGCAUGACCUCUUUGUCCAGUGCCUCAAUUAUAAACCCUCAAAUCUAUGGAGUAGCUAGCAAGUAA
Fragaria vesca subsp. vesca is the source of this 894-nucleotide messenger RNA. RefSeq names its product methyltransferase-like protein 7A-like. Gene Ontology annotation, cellular component: cytoplasm. Bases 1 to 894 code for a protein of 297 amino acids. Gene Ontology annotation, molecular function: S-adenosylmethionine-dependent methyltransferase activity; protein phosphatase inhibitor activity. NCBI's taxonomy places the organism in Eukaryota, Viridiplantae, Streptophyta, Magnoliopsida, Rosales, Rosaceae. The transcript has 6 exons. The record is from RefSeq and is a predicted model, not a curated record.